AUGUUGGAUUUUCCUCAUAUCAAGCUCGUAGACAUUAAUUAUGUUGGUUAUAAAGGCAUGUCAUCGCUAUAUUUGAUGAAGGCACCAGAUGGAAGUGGUGCAAUCUUCGAUACUGGCUCACCCAAAAGAUUUAAUGUAAUAUGCGAUGCGAUAAAGGAAAUGGGAAUCAAAAAAGAAGGUUUGACACAUGUUUUCUUGACACAUUCACAUAUGGAUCACUCAGGAAAUGUCUCUUUAUUGCUAUCGAAUUUUCCUAAUGCAAAAUUAUACGCAAAUUCAAUUACUCUCAAACGUUGCAUAGAUCCUAAACCACUAAUUCGUCAUAUGAGUAGUGUUAUGCGGAGACAUUAUAAUUCUGAAUUUGGAAACAACGUUAAACCAAUAUCAGAAAGACGCUGUGUUGAAGUUAAAGAUAAUCAAAUAGUUAAUUUUGCUAAAUUCAGAGAUAUUAAAUGUAUUGACACACCUGGUCAUACAAUUGACCAUGUCUGCUUCUUAAGCAAGCAGGACAAAGUCAUUUUUACAGGUGAUGCAUUUGGAAACCGCUAUAUGGAUAUUACUCUUCCGAUCUUUUCAUGUCCAUUCAUGUUUGAUUACUAUAACUCUGCCAAGUCAGUUAUCAAAAUCCUCAAAAGCGGCGCUACAGUUGCUGCUCAAACUCAUUUUGGCUACAUUCAAGAUUUUGAAUACUUUGGAAAGACUAUCCUUGAAUGGAUCAAUAGAUUUGGAGAAAUCGCUAAAGAUUCAAAGCAUCCUAAAUUUGAAGUCCAAACAGAGUUUGCCAAGCGUUUUGGAAGCAACUGGGAACAUAAUGAAAUAAUUCGAGGUCAUUAUAGAGUUGAUCUUCUUGGCGUCACUUCAUAUAAUAUGCAAAUGCAUGGAAAGAAAUUUCAUCUCUCCGAUUUUUUAUUACGAUAA
Molecule: messenger RNA, 918 nt
Organism: Trichomonas vaginalis G3
Lineage: Eukaryota; Parabasalia; Trichomonadida; Trichomonadidae
Product: metallo-hydrolase/oxidoreductase family
Exons: 1
Coding region: 1-918 (305 amino acids)
Source: RefSeq, a predicted model, not a curated record